UCGACCCCUCGGUUUGGAGCGAUCCUCUGGAGUAGUCCUCGUGUCCGGGAAAGCUCCAUGCAUCCGUUGGUUCUCCGAUUCACCAAGCCACACUACCAUCCGUCGGGAUCCCACCGCCUCAGCCUUGAGGCCAGGUGCUCUCUCUCUCUCUCUCUCUCUUUAUAGGAUUGAUUUCCGUGUGAUCGCGAGUCAUGGCUUCUCGAAUUUGGUAUUGAGCACAUCGAUGGCUUUAGGGCGGAACAAGUCUGUUUCGCAGAUCUGCUAUCUUGUUCAUUUGGGAGCAGCCUCUGCAAUGGAAGAUUUGAAAGCAGCACUGAACGAGCAUGUUGAUCUCGCUUCCGAACUCGUCGAGAAGUUCUCCGCCGAACUCCGCAGCGGAUUCGGCCCGGCCGUGGACGACUUUGUGAGUUUCUUCCACGCAAUUGAUUGGAAGGAACCUUGGUUGAUAUGCUUAUUAGCUUUCUACUUUAUUUUGCUGAUCGUAACUAUAUUAUCGAGGAAAAAUGUGAACUUCCAAUUAUGCUUGUCUCUUCUAGCAUUUUCUGGUGUGUAUCUUGCUGAGAAGGUAAAUAGUUUCCUGGGAAGGAACUGGAAGAGCUUUUCAAGCCAGAACUAUUUUGAUCCUCAUGGUCUCUUUAUCUCAGUGCUAUGGUCCAGCCCACUUCUCAUCAUAACGAUCAUAAUUGUGGUAAAUACUCUCUUCACACUUUGCCAUCUCAUGGUGAAAUGGAAAAAAGCACAACUGAGGCAUGAUGCUCGGGUUUCUCGUGGCAAACAGGAAUAGCAUGUGUGUAUUGUUCUAUGUUUUGAGCAAUUCAUACAUUGGUUUUCUUUCCAUAAGCUAGGGAAACCUGUAAUAUUAAGCUGUGUUACACGAUUCAUAGAGAUUUUGAUCAUUUUCUAGUGGCAUCACAGACUCUGAGAACUGGAAUUGAUAAGAGAAGUAGCUUAGAAAUUUGAGAUUUCAAGUGAUAAACUAGAUCCAAAAUUCGUUUAUCAAACUUAACCAGCAGGAAUUCUUCUGGGUUCAA
Messenger RNA from Musa acuminata subsp. malaccensis (wild Malaysian banana), 1031 nucleotides. RefSeq lists its product as uncharacterized. The record is from RefSeq and is a predicted model, not a curated record. Gene Ontology annotation, cellular component: nuclear membrane. Lineage: Eukaryota; Viridiplantae; Streptophyta; Magnoliopsida; Zingiberales; Musaceae.